Molecule: messenger RNA, 921 nt
Organism: Debaryomyces hansenii CBS767
Lineage: Eukaryota; Fungi; Ascomycota; Pichiomycetes; Serinales; Debaryomycetaceae
Product: endonuclease/exonuclease/phosphatase family protein
Exons: 1
Coding region: 1-921 (306 amino acids)
Molecular function (GO): 3'-5'-RNA exonuclease activity
Source: RefSeq, a predicted model, not a curated record
AUGGGAUUAGGGACAACAAUUGCUAAUAAGUUAUUAAGAAAAGCUGAAAAAAAGGUUAAGGAACAUCACUCGAAUUCGAAGAGUAACUACCAAGGGAACGUAAACCAUGGACAAGUCAAGGAUAGAAAUGCCGAAUUACCGCCAUUGAAGGUUCAAAUCUAUACCCAUAAUAUCAGACAGGAGAAUAAUAACAUGAUGAAGGGUGAAGAACCUUGGUCAAAGAGAAAAGUCGGUGUAAUUGGGCUUAUAAAUAAGCAUUCACAGUCAAUUCCUACCUUGGUUGGUUUGCAAGAAGUGAAGCAAAACCAAUUGAAUGAUAUUCUUCAAGGUUUAGGGAAGCCAUGGACGUUUUUUGGUGUUGGUAGAGAUGAUGGUAAAUCGAAAGGUGAAUUUGCACCUAUUUUGUAUAAGACGGAUGAGUGGGAUUUGGUUUCGGGAAAAACGUACUGGCUAGGUGAGAAUCCAAAUCAACCUACCAAAGGAUGGGAUGCGGCUUUUCCGAGAAUUGUCACCGUUGUUGUGAUGAAACAUAAGAAAUCUGGGAAAGUGGUCAACUAUUUGAACACUCACUAUGAUCAUAAGGGUAAGAAAGCGAGAGAAAACUCAUCGCUUCAAAUUAUUGAUCUUAUGAGCAAGACCGAAGGAACUAGUUUGCUUAGUGGAGAUUUCAAUAGUCAAGAACACGAAGAAGCGUACCAGACAUUAUCUAAGUCUUUGCUUGAUACAUCUUGUAACUGUCACGAGAGAUGUGGGUUCAAGGAUACUUGUACAGGGUUCGAAAAGGGCGGUUCUGAAUCAAGUAUUGACUUUAUCUGGACUACGAAGGGGGUACCUAUUGUCAAACAUGAAAUUAUUGACCAUGAAUGUAAUGGCUCUUACUGUAGUGACCAUCGUCCUGUCACUGCAAUUUUUGAAGUGUAA